Messenger RNA from Ambispora gerdemannii, 2218 nucleotides. The record is from the annotation of a GenBank genome assembly. NCBI's taxonomy places the organism in Eukaryota, Fungi, Glomeromycota, Glomeromycetes, Archaeosporales, Ambisporaceae.
UCUUGAAAUAAUUGAUGAACCUAUUAGUCAUAUAAAUGACAUUUGGUAUUAUGGUAAUUCUGACAAGCAUCAUGAUAGUGCUGCUGGACGCGUUUCCCGAAUAUCUAAAUUACUUUCACAAAUGUUUGCAUUUGCCAAAUCAUUUUUACACUCAGCUGCUCGAAACUGUACUCUGCGAAAAACUCCAACAGUUACUGCCCCGUUUAGUAAAAUACUGGCUCGAACAUGGAUGAGUACAGCCGGAAUAGAGAAAUCGCAUUGUGCGAUAUUGUUUCCUGGCCAAGGCGCUCAAUAUGUUGGCAUGGGUAAAGAUUUGUAUGCAAGUUUCGCAUCUGCACGCGAAGUUUUUGAUGAAGCCGAUGACGCGUUAGGCGGUGGAUUCAAAGAUCUGAUGUUUGGUGGUUUACAACAAAAACUUACUCUAACUGAAAACGCACAGCCGUCAAUAUUGAGUGUUUCUAUUGCGAUUUUGCGCGUUUUGGAGGAAGAAUUUGGAUUUGAUGUUUCUUCUGCGUGUACAUACGCUCUUGGUCAUUCAUUGGGUGAAUACUCUGCGUUAGUUGCAACAAAAUCAAUUAAUUUUUACGAUGCGGUGAAACUUGUGCGAUUACGCGGAGAAGCAAUGUCAAAAACAGUGUCACAACGCGGCAUAAAAACCGCCAUUGCUGCCGUUGUCGUAAAAGCAAACCAACUCGCAGAACUAGAAGCGUCGAUGGAUGAGAUUCGCGCUAGUUUGCCAGAGGGCGAACUUGUAGAACUGGCGAAUAUUAAUAGUUCUUUCCAGGUUGUAAUUAGUGGUACAAGCUUCGGAGUAGAUCACGCGUCACGAUUCUUACAGUCCAAGAAAAUCGCGACACGCGCGGUUGAUCUUCCCGUUUCCGCCCCUUUUCAUUGCGUGCUGAUGAAACCUGUAUCCGAAGAACUUCACAAAGCAUUUCGGGAGAUUAAAUUCCAACCUCCCGUCGUAGAAAUAAUCUCAAACGUGACUGCAAAGCCAAUAAGAUCAAUCGAAGAUAUUCCAAAACUACUAGCAGAACAAGUGACAGCUACGAUACAAUGGCAACGAAGCAUAAAGUACUGCAAAGAUCGUGAUAUUGACCACUAUAUUGUAUUUGGGCCUGGCAGGGUGUUGGCAAACCUUCUUAAGAAAGAGUAUCCGCUUGAUCGGAUAAGAUCUAUUACUACUGCUGAGGAUAUCGAGUCCCAUUCUUCGAAAAAUAACUUUCUUCAUUCAGUCAUGUCGUGGUCGUCAUUUCGCAAAUCCCGUAUAAUAAUACCAUCUUUUAUAGUUUUUAUAGUUUUUUUACUUUUUUUGCCGACAAUAAAAGCAUGGGAUCAAGAGGAUUAUGAAAUAUUUGAUCUAGUGGAUCAACUUGAAAAUGCAGAAGGAGAAUACGUAAAUUUUUAUUCGUGGUUGGGGUUGGACGAGUCUGCUACUGAUAAGGAGAUUGGGAAAGCGUAUCGGAAAAUGUCAUUAUUGUUACAUCCGGAUAAAAACCCCGACGCAAGCACACAAGAAAAAUUCGCGCGUCUCGGUUCCAUCACUGCAAUUCUUCGCAACGCGGAUUCAAGAGAACGUUAUAACUUCUUUCUGAAAAAUGGAGUUCCACGCUGGAGAGGCACCGGCUACUUUUAUCGCCGUCAUCGACCGGGAGUCAUCGGCGUGCUAGCAUUUCUUCUCAUCCUAAUCUCGGUACUCCACUACCUUGUAAUGUGGAUAAACUUUUACCAGGAACGUAAACGUGUCCAAUAUUAUGUCCAGGAAGCGCGUGAAGUUGCAUGGGGCAAGCGAAUGAAAAAACAAGAGACGCGGAAACGUGUUAAUGUGAAUGAUCGUCAAUUUAUUGUUGAAGGCGAUUAUAUCGCGCUUUUGACUGAUGAUGGUGAGGAAUACCCGUUGGGUAUUGAGGAAGUUGUUGUGCCACGUGUAAUGGAUUCGUUUGUGUUUGCGUUGUCUAGAUGGGCGUAUAAAUUAAUUAGCGAUAAAAUACGAGGAAGGAAAAUCGGAAAGAAUGGAAUAUAUUCGAAUGAGUUAAAAAAAGCGGGUAGAACAAAAGAUGCAGCAAUUGAUGAUAAUUCGUUGGGUGAUGAAAAAAGUUCUUUUUCUAGCGAUGAUGAACAAAGUGAAGCCGGCAGUACUACUGAUAGUGGAAAAGUGCGACAAUCUCGUAAAAAACAUAUUAAUGGUAAUAAUAGACGAAGGAAAAAUAGAAAGUGA